AUGUUUUCUGGAAAUCUGGUUUUUAAGAAAUGUUCCGUGAUUUCUGUGCUGAAUUAUCGUAACAAGAACAGCAAAGCUAAACAAUAUGGGUUUAUUAACUCCUGCCUGAAGUCCCUCCUGGUAGAGAAAUUUGGUGAAGAAACAUGGGAAAAGCUCAAAGCCCAGGUUGGAAUUGAAGACACCUUUAUGACAUAUACGGUGUAUGAUGAUUCUUUGACUGUGAAGUUGGUCCAAGAAGCCUGCAACAUGCUAAAAAUGCCAGAGGAGGCAGUGCUGAAGCUUUUUGGGCAAUAUUUUUUUAAUUUCUGCAAAACAUCAGGAUAUGAUAAAAUGUUACGGACACUAGGAGGAAAUUUGAUGGAGUUUAUUGAGAAUCUGGAUUCCUUACACAGCUACCUUGCUUUGUCCUAUCAGAAAAUGAAUGCACCAUCAUUUCGAGUGGAAAGGAAAGAUGGGAUAAUGCUCCUCCACUAUUACUCAGACAGGAAAGGCUUGUGUCACAUUGUCCCAGGAAUUAUUGAAGCAGUAGCCAGAGAUUUCUUUGAUUGUGAAGUGUCCCUGGAGAUCCUUGAACAAAAUGUAGAAGAGGAGCGCACUGGGAAGAAGGAGCACGUGGUGUUUUUUAUUUUACAGACAAAUGGGACAGUGAAGCCCAACGUCGAGGAACAAGCAAUUUCUGUAUGUGAAGAUGGGUCUCAGAAAGACAAAGAGCAACGGGAUGCGGUUUUUCAAAAAGGAACGGAAAAAACUGCUGAGCGGGAGGUUUUCUGUGAGGUUUUGAGACUUGCGGUUAAUUCUAAGGCAGGAAACCUUCUACAUACCUUUGAGCCAUUGUUCCCUGAGAGGCUUUGGCUUGACGAGAGAACCUUCUGCCACGCAUUUCCUUUCCACCUCGUGUUUGAUGAAACACUGAAAAUCAAACAGGCCGGUGUAAAUAUUCAGAAAUUUGUACCUGGAUUGCAAAUAAAUGGAACCAGAUUAGAUGAGUAUUUUUCUAUUAUUCAUCCACAAGUCACCUUCACUAUUUCCUGCAUGAAAAAGUUUAUCAACAGCCAGUUUGUUCUCAAGAUAAGGAGAGAAAUUAUGUCCAAGUCAGUGAAGAAACGGCCUGCGCUGAAGCUCAGAGGACAAAUGAUCUGGAUGGACUGCAUUCACAGCAUGAUUUACUUGUGCUCACCAAAGCUCCGCAGUUUAGAUGAGUUAGAAGAACAAGAAAUGCACCUUUCUGACAUUGCCCAGCAUGACCCAACAAGAGACCUCAUCCUCUUCAACCAGCAGCGGCUGGCAGAGAUAGAACUAUCCAACCAACUAGAAAGAAAAAAGGAAGAGCUCAGGAUUCUCUCUAAGAACCUAGAGAUAGAAAAGAAGAAAUCGGAAACUUUACUCUAUGCCAUGUUACCAAAACAUGUGGCUAAUCAGCUGAAGGAAGGCAAAAAAGUCAAAGCAGGAGAUUUUAGCUGCUGCACAAUACUUUUCAGUGACGUAGUGACUUUCACAAACAUCUGUUCUGUCUGUGAACCUAUUCAGAUCGUGAACAUGCUUAAUUUAAUGUAUUCCAAGUUUGAUCGACUGACUAGCAUCCAUGGAGUUUAUAAAGUGGAAACCAUUGGUGAUGCCUACAUGGUUGUAGGAGGAGUUCCAGUCCCAGUUGCCAGUCAUGCGGAAAGGGUGGCUAAUUUUGCCCUUGGCAUGAGAAUUGCUGCAAGAGAAGUUAUGAACCCUAUUACCACUAGACCUAUACAGAUUAGAAUUGGGAUACACACCGGACCAGUGUUGGCUGGUGUAGUCGGGGAGAAAAUGCCCAGAUACUGUUUAUUUGGUGAUACUGUCAAUACAGCUUCCAGGAUGGAAAGCCAUGGAUUGCCAGACAAAAUCCAUAUCGGCUCCACAACAUUCAAAGCACUUCCUCCUCAAGUGUUUGAGAUAGCAGAAAGGGGAAACAUAAAGGUGAAAGGCAAAGGGAAAAUGUCAACCUAUUUCCUGAAACAAAAUCUCAAUGCUACUGAGGAUGAAAUAAUGGGACGGCUUGAAGAGACUUCUAGGAAUGUUCCUAGCAAUGAUAACCUAUCAGAAGCUGAAAGUUGUCAUGGAGAACAAUCACAAGAGGAAAAAGAAUCAUUGCUUUCAAAACAUCUUAGCAAUAACCACACUCCUUCAGCACUUUGCAUUCUCUUUUAG
This is a messenger RNA of Crotalus tigris (Tiger rattlesnake), 2178 nucleotides long. Its product is annotated as guanylate cyclase soluble subunit beta-2-like. Gene Ontology annotation, molecular function: heme binding; guanylate cyclase activity. Gene Ontology annotation, cellular component: guanylate cyclase complex, soluble. The transcript has 15 exons. Gene Ontology annotation, biological process: cGMP biosynthetic process; response to oxygen levels. The coding region runs from base 1 to 2178 and encodes 725 amino acids. The record is from RefSeq and is a predicted model, not a curated record. Lineage: Eukaryota; Metazoa; Chordata; Lepidosauria; Squamata; Viperidae.